This is a messenger RNA of Triticum aestivum (bread wheat), 957 nucleotides long. RefSeq lists its product as uncharacterized. The record is from RefSeq and is a predicted model, not a curated record. Lineage: Eukaryota; Viridiplantae; Streptophyta; Magnoliopsida; Poales; Poaceae. The annotation marks the transcript as partial. The transcript has 3 exons.
AUGUCCAUGCCCGACGACCUCCUAGACGAUGCUCCCAAGUUCGACUUCACCGCCAUCCCUCUUUGUGCCAUUGAUGGUGCCGAGUCUACCACGACUCUUUUCCAAGACGGUGCAGCGACGAGUACGACUACAGAGACCCUCAAGGACCAAGCUUUGGAGGCGAGCGACAAGGUGGCGAGCAAGGAUGAUGCUUCCAUCUUAGGAGGUGAGAGUGGUGAUGUGCCAUCUUCGGCCUUCAUCCACGGCGACGAUGACGAGAUGAUCGAGCAUGGUAUUUUCCCUUCGACCACGGCUACGUAUGAUGACUUGAGUGACUUUUGCCACCAUAUUGAGGGUGAGAGUGACUUCACCACUAGCCCCAUAUAUGAUGUGUUGCCACAAAUUCCAUGUGAGGAGAGCCACAACCCCAACCACUUGAGUGAGAUGAGUGACUCCACCAUAUGUGAGUUUGAGUGCACCUACCUUGAGGGAGUGAGUGAACCACCACAUAGAGAGAGUGUGAUAGUUGAUAGGUCUAGUGAGGCCAUUUGCAUUUCUAACAACUUGACCUCUACCUCUAUUGUGUCUUCUCAUUUGGUGCUAGGUCCCAUUUAUGAUGACGCGCCGAUCCUCGACGACUUCGUCCUCCCUUUGGACACGACGAUGGCCAUGUGUUUGUUGUUCUUGCUUCUUUUGAAGGAAUCACUAGACGGUGCGACAUUGGAGAUUGCCCAUUUCGAGUUUCAAGAUGAUGAGUGCUUGGUGACCGACAACUUCGACAAGGCACCACCAUCUCUUUCCCGUGGUGAUUUGGUUUUCGAUCCGAGGUCGGAUCUUUUCCAAGGGGGAGGGGAUGAUGUGGAGCAUCCUACGAUCAUCACCAUGUCAAGAGUCCGUUUGGCAAGUGACACGUGCGACCUCUACUUCUCAUGCAUAAAGGUGAAUCUUCUCCUUUACACGUGCUCACUUGACCCCUUC